This is a messenger RNA of Drosophila serrata, 921 nucleotides long. Its product is annotated as serine protease SP24D. Lineage: Eukaryota; Metazoa; Arthropoda; Insecta; Diptera; Drosophilidae. Gene Ontology annotation, molecular function: serine-type endopeptidase activity. Gene Ontology annotation, biological process: proteolysis. The record is from RefSeq and is a predicted model, not a curated record.
UUUGCCGCGAAACAUGAGUCCUUACCUGCUUGCCAUUGUCCUGGUCCUGGUCCUGACCUUGGGCGGCUCUGUCGAGGGAAAUCGAACACCGGCGGAUGUGGGCUCCACGCCCUAUACAAUCUCUCUGCGUCGCAAUGGAGUCCAUGUGUGCGUUGGAGUUUUGAUCACUGCCAAGUGGUCCCUAACAGCUGGACAUUGUGUGAGCGUGGGAGGUGGACAGCAGAGCUAUCCCUCCUCGUAUACCAUUCGAGCUGGAAGCAUUCAGCGUCUGGCUGGUGGUCAGGUGCUACCUCUCUCCAAGAUCGUCAUCCACAACGAUUACUCCAGUUCUGGGUCAGCAGGAGCCAAUGACCUGGCCCUGUUGGAGCUGCAGACGCCGGUUACCCUGAAUGCCAAUACUCAAACCAUUGAUUUGGGCACAGCCAGGCCACCGGUUGGUGCUCAGGUUACCUUCUCGGGCUGGGGUUCCGCCAAACCGGAUGGAGCCUUGAGUCAUGGCCUGCAGGUGGCUACGCGUCAGGUGCUCAGUGCCAGCGAAUGCCAGCAGGAGUUGUUCCUGGAGCAGGAGGAUCUACUCUGCCUGAGCCCCGCCACGGAGGAUGAUCUCUCGGGACUCUGUACCGGCGAUGCUGGUGCCCCCGCAGUUUACGAGAAUCAACUGGUGGGCAUUGCCUCAUUCUUUGUCAGUGGUUGCGGUUCCGAACAGCCCGAUGGCUAUGUGGAUGUGACCGAGCAUCUGGAAUGGAUCAUCAUAAAUUCCGAAUAAAUUAAACCAAAUACGAAGAGAGCCUAGGUUUAAGAUCUGACCUCCGUUUUGUUCUCAGACUAGUUUAGGUGGGGACAUCUUAUGUCUUGGGAUAUUCCAAUUAUUUCAUUUAUUAACACAAUAUAGCCGUGUGAAACAAUGACUCUUAAAAUUCA